Brassica oleracea var. oleracea is the source of this 1768-nucleotide messenger RNA. Its product is annotated as RING-H2 finger protein ATL13-like. The transcript has a single exon. NCBI's taxonomy places the organism in Eukaryota, Viridiplantae, Streptophyta, Magnoliopsida, Brassicales, Brassicaceae. The record is from RefSeq and is a predicted model, not a curated record. Bases 245 to 1669 code for a protein of 474 amino acids.
GUGUAACUGUUAAAAAAUCUUAAAUGAAAUUUUUCUCUCCUGUCCUCAUCAAUGAUCCAACCUGUAAUUCUCUUAUUCAUAACUCUCUCCAUCAUUUUCCUCUUACAAAACAAAUCUCAUAAGAAAAAAGAAAAACAGGGCAGCUCUCUCUCUCUUUCUUCCUCUGAGAGCUUCCAUGUCUGAAACCAACAACAACAACAAAGCUUGACUCUUUCCCCUCAAGUCUCCUCUUUCUUGCAAACCCAUGAAGUUUUCUCGGGAAAAUAUGAAUUGGGUUUUCUCAGAAAUCAAAACAACUCAGAAUCUCCUCUCUCCUUCAUCACUUCCCCGACCACCACCAAUAACCAUCCGACCAAACACAAACUCCGACUUUAACAGCAGGAUCAAUCCGAGCAUUCUCCUGAUAAUCAUAAUCCUCUCCAUCAUCUUCUUCCUCUCGGGUCUCCUUCAUCUCUUAGUCAGAUUCCUCCUCACACCGCGUCGAAGAGACAGAGAAGAUUACUUCGACAACGUCACUGCUCUUCAAGGCCAGCUUCAACAGCUUUUCCACCUCCACGACUCAGGAGUCGACCAAUCCUUCAUCGACACGUUACCUGUCUUCCACUACAAAUCCAUCAUCGGUCUCAAGAACUACCCUUUCGAUUGCGCGGUCUGUCUCUCUGAGUUCGAAACAGAGGACAAGCUCAGGCUUUUGCCUAAAUGCAGCCACGCCUUUCACAUGGAUUGUAUCGACACGUGGCUUCUCUCUCACUCUACUUGUCCCUUGUGCAGAUCGAGUCUCCUCUCCGACCUCUCUCCUCGCCAAGAUCCUCGUCCCUCUUUUCUCCUCGUCCUUGAGUCGGCCAGUGAUCAUAGCUCGAGAGAGAUUGUUGGGGAUAGAGAUGGUGCAGCUUGUGUGGGUGCGAGUGGUGCUGAUGAUGUGCAGCCUAAUGCUCAUUCACGAUCCAGUUCUCAUCUGGGCAAUGGUCUUGGAUCGAUCCGUGUUGAUUCGGGUCGUAAAGAUCAAUACCAAGAUGGUGAACUGGGUGGUUCGGUCGAAAAGGUUGUUCCCUUUGCAGUUAAGCUAGGGAAAUUUAGGAACACAGAUGUUGGAGAAGGAAGUAAUAUCAACAAUGACAUUGGUACUAGCAGCAUUAUAGAUGAAAGGAGAUGUUUUUCAAUGGGAUCAUAUGAGUAUAUUAUGGAUGAAGAAACCGCUCUUGAGGUUCAUGUUUCAACCAAGAAAGUGUCAGGCAAGAACCCUCGCUUGCCUGGCCACAGGACCGCUAUGUCCGAAUGCGGGUUUGAUCCAAGUGGGAGAUUGAAGUUUAAUGGGAGCGGCUCGAUGAGGAUCAUGGAAGAAGCGACCGAGAAGAGUGUAGUCGAAAGAGAGAGCUUUUCGGUAUCAAAAAUUUGGCUAAGGGGUAAGAGGGAGAGUCAGGGUAAGGUUCAAGGAAAAGAAGAUAGUUCAUCGGUUUCUUCGUCGUCUCCGGGAAGAGCAUUCUCUUUCGGGUUAUCAAACCCGAAAGAGAAUGCGAAAAGCGAGAACGGUUGUGAGGAAGAUAAUCAAAAGGUCGAAAAUGCAUCAUCUUUGGAGGUGAAAACACCAUCUUUUGCUAGGAGGACUAUGCUUUGGCUUGCAGGGAGACAAAACAGGGUUGUCCAUUCUUCUUCUGCUUCUGAUGUCUAGUUUCUAUAUCUUUUUUUUUUUUUUUUUCACAUUUAAAUUUCUUUUUCGAUUGUUAUUUUGUGUUAGUCCCCAUAUGUUCAAAAACAGAUGAAUCAUUGU